AUGUCUCUUCAAACCCCCCGCAUUCUCCCCUCCCACCUCCACGCCUUCCACCCCUCCAACGCUGGCUCGCACACCACAUACACCGUGCGUUUACUCGGCACCGUCACCGCGCUCCACGGUAGCACUGGAACCCUCACCUGUGGAAACAAUGGCGAUGUCACACUUAUCUUGAAGUCCGAUGCGCGUCUGCAAGUCGGCAAGCUUGUUGAGGUCGUUGGUAAAGUGGCUGAUCUUGAGGGUGGCCAGGGAUACGGACUUCGUGUUUUGGGCUCUACGGAGUGGGGUGACCCUUCUACUUGUGAUUACAAAAUCUAUGAACAGGUCGUCAAUGCUACGCAUCGCUUCACAAGCAUCUUUUACAACGUCGAGUAA
Penicillium antarcticum is the source of this 372-nucleotide messenger RNA. Its product is annotated as putative ssDNA binding protein Ssb3. Lineage: Eukaryota; Fungi; Ascomycota; Eurotiomycetes; Eurotiales; Aspergillaceae. Gene Ontology annotation, cellular component: nucleus; DNA replication factor A complex; site of double-strand break. The coding region runs from base 1 to 372 and encodes 123 amino acids. The transcript has 3 exons. Gene Ontology annotation, biological process: double-strand break repair via homologous recombination; nucleotide-excision repair; base-excision repair. Gene Ontology annotation, molecular function: damaged DNA binding; single-stranded DNA binding. The record is from RefSeq and is a predicted model, not a curated record.